AUGCCUAGCGGUGUAAGCCAUCACAUGUCUCGGGUAAGGACUCUGUACCGGACGAUUCUGCAGUUACACCGUUCCUUGCCGCUGGAGCUGAAGACCUUGGGAGAUCAGUACGUGAAGGAUGAAUUCAGAAGACACAAAGCUGUCGGCGCUGCCGAGGCCCGGCGCUUCUUGAAGGAAUGGGAGAACUAUGCCACAAUGCUCGGACAGCAAACUAGUCAACAUGAAGACAGCUCACCUGAGAAGCCCCGCUUGGGAUGCCACCUCCCAGAGGAGAAACUUGAAGAGCUUCGAGAUGAGCAGCUCGGACAGCUACAGCAACUCAUGCGAGAAGCUACCAAACCCAAGAGACAGUUUAACGUUUCGGAUGAUACAGAAUACAAAAGCUAGCGUAUUUCUUUGAAUGGACUUUUAAGUACAAAUCUUGGUGCUUCCUUUUUGCUCUCAUUUUGAAGAAAGCCUCACUGUGGAAAAUAAAUCAAGUUGACGUACAUCUUUUCUCUUUUUAUUUCCACCUCCAGGGACGUGCAUGGGAAUAUUUAGAAAUAGAUACUGUCCCACUUGUAUUAAUUAUGGCCUACGCUACCACUUAGCAUAACUGAACACUUGUUAUUUCUCAAGAUUUUGGCUGUUAAGUUUGUCACCUGCAGGGAGAGAGUAAAAUGGA
Messenger RNA from Euleptes europaea (tarantolino), 664 nucleotides. It is a transcript of the gene SDHAF3, whose product is annotated as succinate dehydrogenase complex assembly factor 3. The record is from RefSeq and is a predicted model, not a curated record. The transcript is spliced from 2 exons. Gene Ontology annotation, cellular component: mitochondrial intermembrane space; mitochondrion. Bases 1 to 387 code for a protein of 128 amino acids. NCBI's taxonomy places the organism in Eukaryota, Metazoa, Chordata, Lepidosauria, Squamata, Sphaerodactylidae. Gene Ontology annotation, biological process: succinate metabolic process; mitochondrial respiratory chain complex II assembly.